UGUUGAGAAGAACUCUUACAGUUUUCAAGCAGUGGUUGAAGUGUGCGGCCAUGACUUGGUAUUAAAAACUUCCUUCCGCACGGCACGGGUCACAUUAUCUAUGGAUACAGCAAUUGUUCGCGAGGGGGACCCAUUGGUUAUGCGAUGUCAUCUGUCCGAAAGCAGCAAUUCUGUUCACUGGUUGACGAGCCAGACAGGGAUAUAUAUCGAACGAGUGGCCAUGAGCAGAAAUAUUACAGAAUGCAAUUUCCAUCUCCAAAGUCCUACAAUGGACUGUGACUGCCACAAUGACCUUGAAUACGUCUGCACAAUUUUGUCAGUAGAAGCAAACGACGCGGUCGGAUCUUGGAAAUGUGAAGUAGAUCUGAAAGGAGUUACCUACAGCAGCAAUAAAAUACAGAUUGUUCUAGCUCAGCUUGUUACCCGGGUAACGUUUACACCAGACCUUAGCAUACUAUCCGUAAUAGAAGGCUCAUAUGUCCAAUUUGAUGGCAAAACAUCGCCGGGAGUCCCCGCCCCGACUGUCCGGUGGUUCAAAGCUGAGAACAAGUCCGGCAUUCCUCCUAUGGAAUUCACGGAUGGUUCUCAAAUAUCCAUACACCCUAAUAUAUCUGGAACAAUCAGUUCAUUGCAAAUAAUACCAAGGAGGAAUGACAGCGGCAUUGUCAUAUAUUGCACGGCGAUGAAUAACUUUACCGAAGUUGAAUCACAGAGGAGAGUGAGUCUGGAUGUCAUGUAUGGGCCUAAGGUUCAAAACAUGAAUGACCAAAUGGUUCAGGAAGGCAGUCAGUUUAAGUUCGAUUGUCCUUUAACCCUUGGCAAUCCGUCGAAUACAUCUGUUAUUUGGAAACGCGAGAACUCUAGCGCACAGUGGACCUCUAAGACGUUUACAAUACUGUCAGUAAAUGUUAGAGACGCUGACGUCUAUACGUGUAUAGCGUCUAGCGUGCUUCUUCCGACCAUAGGAGAGUCACAGACGCGGAUUGAUGCGGGGAGCUUUUGUCUGGUGGUUGUUCCGUGCACUGACGUUAAACCAUCUUACACUGGAUUUAUUGUGGGCGGUAUAAUUUCUUGUGUCACUCUAGUAACUUUGUUGGUGUGUUUACUGAACUACGUCAUAGAUGCAUCAAGAAGAAGAAUGCCACAUUGGACCAUUUUGAAACCGUAAAACACGUAGCAGUCAGCGUCUUGAGCGCUAGGAUUACUGAUCUCGAAGUAUAAACCCGUAGGUAAAAUGGACUAUGAAGUCUUUACUAAGCUAUACGACACAAUGGUGUGGCCAACAAUAAGCUACGGAGCUGCACAAUGGGGAAUACAGGAAUUCACAUGUAUAAAUGCCGUCCAUCACAAAGCCUGUCGCUUCUUCCUAGGUGUAGGGAUACAUACACCAAACGCAGCAGUGACAGAAGACAUGGGAUGGACCCCACCAUACUUUCCGACAGUGGAAAUCAGUGAUUGAACAAUGGUUUCGCUUAAACAGGAUGGACGAUAACAGACUUAAUAAACAGACUUAUAGAUAAGUCAACCCUGUAUAACUAUGCAGACGACAAUACCCUUUCCUUCAGUCACAAAAACUUAAAUACCUUUAAGAAAACAUUUGAAUCAGAAAUUAAAUCCCUGAUACACUGGUUCAAUAUUAACCAAAUGCAGGCAACCCCCGAUAAAUUCCAGGCAAUAUGUGUAGGUAAUAAGACUUAUAUAGAAGUUAAAUCAUUUACUAUAGGUCAAAAUGAAAUUAAAUGUGAACAAAAAGUAAAACUCUUAGGAGUGGAACUUGAUUACCAGUUAAACUUUGAUCCACAGGUUACAAAUGUAUGCAAAAAGGCAGCCAAAUGUUCUCCAAAGACUAAGCAAAUUCCUGAAUGUAAGCACUAGGUUAAUAAUCUUUAAAUCUUUUAUCCGGUCAAAUUUUAAUUUUUGUCCUCUUGUAUUGCAUUUUUGUAGCAAAUCCAACACAGAAAAACUAGAAAAGAUACAGUUCAGAGCCCUAAGAAUUGUUUUUAAUGACUAUGAAUCUAGUUAUGAUACACUACUAAAAAAGGUUAACAGUACUACUCUUCACUUAAACAGGUUACGCCUCGUUGCGUCAGAAACAUUUAAAUGUAUACACAAUCUUUCCCCAGAAUAUCUUCAAUCCUUGGUUAAAGUUAAAUCCUCUACCUAUAAUUUCAGAUUUUCAAACAUCCUUGAGACACCACAAGUAAGAACAACAAGGUAUGGCAAACAUUCCUUUCGUUUUGAGGCUGUACAGGUGUGGAACAGCCUCCCAGAGGAUAUUCGCACAGUCGACAAAUAUAAAGACAAAUAUAAAGACUUUGUACGGCUGAUCCGUACCUGGACAGGUUCAAAAUGUAAAUGCGCCAUGUGUGAGUAACCUGCUUCUCACAUUUUUUGCUUGCUUGCUUGUUUUUUGCUGUCCUGCUUAUAUUAUUUAUUUAUCUGUCAGUUAACCCCUUGUUUAUUAUCCUUGUAUAAAGUGUAUAUGAGUUUCUUGUGUGUUUAAAAAAAAAUA
Molecule: messenger RNA, 2512 nt
Organism: Dreissena polymorpha
Lineage: Eukaryota; Metazoa; Mollusca; Bivalvia; Myida; Dreissenidae
Product: cell adhesion molecule 1-like
Exons: 6
Coding region: 101-1168 (355 amino acids)
Source: RefSeq, a predicted model, not a curated record